Glycine soja is the source of this 1394-nucleotide messenger RNA. Its product is annotated as nuclear transcription factor Y subunit A-7-like. The record is from RefSeq and is a predicted model, not a curated record. Gene Ontology annotation, cellular component: CCAAT-binding factor complex. Gene Ontology annotation, biological process: regulation of transcription by RNA polymerase II. Gene Ontology annotation, molecular function: RNA polymerase II cis-regulatory region sequence-specific DNA binding; DNA-binding transcription factor activity, RNA polymerase II-specific. Lineage: Eukaryota; Viridiplantae; Streptophyta; Magnoliopsida; Fabales; Fabaceae. The coding region runs from base 554 to 1195 and encodes 213 amino acids. The transcript is spliced from 6 exons.
UUGUUGGUAUGAGUGGGUUUGAUAUUAGGGUGUUACUAGCGCGUGGAGGGAGUUGGAAAUAGCACGUGGAAUAUGGGGCGCGUGAGGAAAGUAUGAACAGUGAAGGGCGGCGGGGAGGUGAGUGCUGAAGAAGAAGGCCCAAGGGUUGAGGAAGGGUGUAAGUGGGGCCCUCAGAAAACAUAAGCAAAGGUGGGAGCGGGUGUUGUGUUGUGAGAGACUAUUUAAUGGACUUUCUGUGUGCUUCUUCAACAAAGCCAUAGAAAUGAAAAAUUAGAGAGUGAGAAGAGGAAGAAGAACAUUCUAGAGGGAGAAACAUUACACAACUGAACCCACAAUUCUAUUACUGUUUGCUUCAAAGGUAUUCAUUCUCUUUCUCUUAUUUUUUCUCCACUCUCCAGUAGCCAGUAGCCACCUUUUCCCUUGCAUCCUCCUAACCUUACUGUCGGAUUCUAUUGGAUAUAAUUGAAGGUUUUGAUAACUAAGGCUGCAAUACUGUAUACAUUCUACUCAAGGAAUGGUCAAUAUCUGGAAAUUUGCUAUGUGGAAAGGUUAAAUGAAGCCAUUCUUGUCGAAUCAUACUGAUUCUAUGUACAAUUGUUCCCAAGUUGGUUGUAGUCAUCCAAUGGCUCAUACUUCUUAUCCCUGUGGUGAUCCUUAUUUUGGUAGUUCAAUAGUUGCUUAUGGACCACAGGCUAUUAAUCAACAAAUGGUGCCCCAGAUGCUGGGAUUAGCAUCCACCAGAAUUGCAUUACCAGUUGAUCUUGCAGAAGAUGGGCCCAUUUAUGUCAAUGCCAAACAAUACCAUGGUAUACUGAGAAGGCGACAGUCACGAGCAAAGCUUGAAGCUCAAAACAAACUCAUCAAAAGUCGUAAGCCAUAUCUUCACGAGUCUCGGCACCGCCACGCAUUGAACAGGGUUAGGGGAUCUGGGGGACGCUUUCUUAGCGCCAAACAGCUGCCACAGUCUAAUGCAGAACUAGUCACUGAUGCCUAUCAAAAGAAAGAUGCAUCAGAGGCAGAAAAUCACCCCUCAAGCACCGGUGAAAAUGCAUCUAUCACAUUCACAGCCAUCUCUGCCUUAACUAGUAUGUCCAGUAACAGUGUCAAUUUCCCCAACAUGGCUGGAUCAUCGCAAUGCAGUGGGGGACUCACCUUUGGUGCUGGAGCUCUCCAAUGUACUUCAGUUGGCCGAUGAGAGGUGGAACCAAUCAAAAUCAACUUCACUGCUCUGGCAAAUCAUCCUUGGCUUAGUCACUUUAAUUUCUGUCUUUCAUGUGCUACAGAAAUGUUGUCUUUUGGAACUGCUUUCCCAUGGUUUUUGAAGUUGCUCUAGUUUCUAUUGUUGAACUGGACCAGAAAGUUUGUGCUUGAAAAUUUAACUUUUUUUAUCUGUC